GAUUUUUGUGACUUGGUCUCAUUUCAGAUGAAGUGGCUAUCUGUCCUGCCCCAACAGUGUAUUUUGCUGAUGACAUGUCUCCUAAUGGCCUUGGAAGCUGUACCUAUAGACAUAGAUAAGACAAAAGUCAAAGGAGAAGGCCACGUAGAAGGAGAGAAGGUAGAAAAUCCAGAUACAGGACUUUAUUAUGAUGAAUAUCUCAGGCAAGUAAUAGAUGUCUUGGAAACAGAUAAGCAUUUCAGGGAGAAACUCCAGACUGCUGACAUAGAGGAAAUAAAGAGUGGAAAACUAAGCAGAGAGCUUGAUUUAGUAAGCCACCAUGUGAGAACACGGCUGGAUGAACUAAAAAGACAAGAGGUGGCAAGAUUAAGAAUGUUAAUUAAAGCUAAAAUGGAUUCUGUUCAAGACACUGGCAUAGACCAUCAGGCUCUCCUUAAACAGUUUGAGCACCUGAACCAUCAGAAUCCUGACACAUUCGAACCUAAAGACUUAGAUAUGUUGAUCAAAGCAGCUACAAGUGACCUAGAAAACUAUGAUAAGACCCGCCAUGAGGAGUUUAAGAAAUAUGAGAUGAUGAAAGAACAUGAGAGGAGAGAGUAUUUAAAAACACUGGAUGAAGAAAAGAGGCAGCGAGAAGAAUCCAAAUUUGAAGAGAUGAAGAAAAAACAUGGAGAUCACCCUAAAGUUCACCAUCCUGGAAGCAAAGAUCAACUGAAAGAGGUGUGGGAAGAAGCAGAUGGACUAGAUCCUAAUGAAUUUGACCCCAAAACAUUUUUCAAAUUACACGAUGUCAAUAAUGAUGGUUUCCUGGAUGAGCAAGAAUUAGAAGCCCUAUUUACUAAAGAGCUAGAAAAAGUUUACGAUCCCAAAAAUGAAGAGGAUGACAUGGUUGAAAUGGAAGAAGAAAGGCUGAGAAUGAGAGAACAUGUAAUGAAUGAGGUUGACAUCAACAAGGACCGGCUAGUGACUUUGGAAGAGUUCCUGCGAGCUACAGAGAAAAAAGAAUUUUUGGAGCCAGAUAGCUGGGAGACACUAGAUCAACAGCAGCUCUUCACUGAGGACGAGCUGAAGGAAUUUGAAAGUCAUAUUUCUCAGCAGGAAGAUGAACUUAGAAAGAAAGCAGAAGAUCUUCAGAAACAGAAGGAGGAGCUACAGAGGCAGCACGACCAGCUUCAGGCUCAGAAACAAGAGCUUCAGCAGGUUGUAAAACAGAUGGAACAAAAGAAACUACAGCAAGGAAAUCCUCCUGCAGGACCAGCUGGAGAACUGAAAUUCCAACCCCCUGGGGACCACAAAAUUGGAGAAGCACCAAAACAUCCUGCAGGAGGUGAUCAUUUACCACCACCAGGACAUGUCCAAGAACCAGCUGCUAGAACUGAUCAAGUUCACCCUUAACCACUUGUGCCUCACCUUUAUAGCUUCUUUAUUAUUUGGGGGGUGGGGGGGUGGGAGCAGGAAAUCAGAGUGAAACAUGAACUCUCCACUUUCUUCCUGAGGUUGUAAAAUCAUUGGGACUGUUAGAGAUGAAGUAUCAAUCAGAUUUGAAUAAUAAAUUAAACUAAUUUUCUCUCCAA
Aptenodytes forsteri (emperor penguin) is the source of this 1574-nucleotide messenger RNA. It is a transcript of the gene NUCB2, whose product is annotated as nucleobindin 2. NCBI's taxonomy places the organism in Eukaryota, Metazoa, Chordata, Aves, Sphenisciformes, Spheniscidae. The record is from RefSeq and is a predicted model, not a curated record. Gene Ontology annotation, cellular component: endoplasmic reticulum-Golgi intermediate compartment; extracellular exosome. The transcript has 12 exons. Bases 28 to 1395 code for a protein of 455 amino acids. Gene Ontology annotation, molecular function: calcium ion binding.